This is a messenger RNA of Solenopsis invicta (red fire ant), 1985 nucleotides long. It is a transcript of the gene Fer3, whose product is annotated as protein Fer3. Lineage: Eukaryota; Metazoa; Arthropoda; Insecta; Hymenoptera; Formicidae. Gene Ontology annotation, molecular function: RNA polymerase II transcription regulatory region sequence-specific DNA binding; DNA-binding transcription factor activity, RNA polymerase II-specific; protein dimerization activity. The record is from RefSeq and is a predicted model, not a curated record. The transcript is spliced from 4 exons. Gene Ontology annotation, biological process: regulation of transcription by RNA polymerase II; developmental process. The coding region runs from base 229 to 744 and encodes 171 amino acids.
CGAAGGGGGCGGUUACCCCCGGGGGAUGUUCGCCCGAAAUUUCCGAAAAUGCGCUAUCUCGGUGAAGGGUCCUCAGAAGAACGGGACACUCAGGCCCCGAAACGUCGCAGAACGUCGUCUAAGUGUCGUCGCGCGCGGACACCCCCCUCUUUUUUUUAAUUUUUUUCCAUUCUCUGCGAGUGAGUGAGUCAAGCACGCUGGUGGCAUCCGCUCGACAGGAAGCGGGAUAUGAGCUACACCGAACCGCUGUGGGAGAUCAAUGGAAAUCAAGCACCAGUAAUCGCGGCGGAGAUGUCGCAGUACGUCGGCAGUGAGAUCGCCAGCUAUCCCAUGUGGGACAGUUCCGUUUUGUACCAGACGCAGCCGCCUGCCCAUCCGCACGUGAACGAGCACGGAUUGUACAGGCAACCCUGCGCUUUGUUGCACCAGAGUCGUUAUACGCCAAACGGCCGUUCGCCGAAUUUACCGUCGUCUACGACGAAGAAACCGAGACGUCGAGUGGCGACGGUAUCUCAGAGGAGAGCCGCGAAUAUUCGCGAGAGACGCAGGAUGUUCAAUCUCAAUGAGGCCUUUGACAAACUCCGCAGGAAAGUACCGACAUUCGCCUACGAGAAACGACUCUCGAGAAUCGAAACACUGCGUCUAGCGAUCACGUACAUAGCUUUCAUGGGAGAGCUACUCGGUAUCGAGCCGAGUAGUCCAAAACAAGAGUACAUACCACGGGAGUAUUACUUGCCGAAUUGAAUCUCUCCUUUCCCACGAUUAACGAGGCGCUUAUGAGCCGAUGCGAGUCGACGAUAUCUAUCGGUGAAAAACUUCUAGUCGGUGAAAUCAGUCUUCCAUUAAUGAUUAGUAAUUAUAGCAUUAAAUCUCGAAAUGUAAUUUAAUGCACGAUCGUAUGUGACACUCGUACGACUUCUUCCACAAUACUACUGGAGCCUAUUCGAGCGUACAUUAAUUUUUUCGAUACUAUUACUUUUUAACGUUGUUCAGAAAUUACUAUUUAUGAAAGAAAUGUAAAAAUAAUAUAUUAAAAUUCUGGACUUUUCGAGCAUACUUCGAAACACUUGUUCUAGUAUCGAAAGAAUUAAAAUCUUUGUCAAUAACAACUUUCUCUUAUUAUACACACAAUAAUCUUGCGCUUUAUCAUCUCAAUUAUUGCGAAUCUCGUGCGAUUAAAAGGGAUAAUUGCAAUAUUAAGAGAUAAAAUUAAACUUUUUCCUGUCUUUUCUCUUCGUAAAUAUAUGCUGUAUGUUAUAAGAUGACGUUGGAUUGCAACAAAAAAAAAAAAAAGAACAAUUUACAAUGUUAAUCUUCAAUGUUUUGGAAGUUAAUUAGCAAACAAUUGGCAAUAUCGUAAAUAUCGAAAUUAUGAAAUUACAUCUUUUAUAAGGUAAUAUCAGAAAUAUAUUCAAAUUCGAAGUUGCCUUUAUUAACCAUGGUAAAAAAUUUUCUCGGAAUUUUUAUACGAGCACUUGAAAAAAUACUAAGAAAGUCUAUACCUUUCUUUGAAAUAUUUCAUAAGUGAAUUCUGAAAUAUUUAAAAAUUUUCAAAAUUUCUUUCUCAUCCUAUAACUUCUCCUUAAGCAAUGCUCGAAACUUUUUCAGAUUUUAUAAGAUUUUCAUCAGAAAUUACACAUUGAGAAGUCUUAGAAAUCUUGGCAUAUUUCAGAAUUCAUAUGUGAAGAAUUCUAGAAAAGAUGUCGACUUUUUCAGCAUCUCUGAAAAGUGUUCAACUCACAUAAAAAAAAAAUCUGAGAAAUUUUCUAAAAAGUAAAAAUUCUGAAUGAUUCUAAAAUUAAUGUAAAAAGUACAUGAAAAGCUUUGAGAACAAUUUUAACAAGAGAUGUAAUUUCUGAUUUUAUAAUACCAUUACAGAAUACUUAUAUGUACUAUAUUGUCACUGAUUACUGAAACUGCGGAUUACGGAAAUAAAUAAGUGGCAUGUAAAGUAAGUUAAAAUAAAAAUUUAAGUGAUAACAUUA